Messenger RNA from Saccostrea echinata, 1416 nucleotides. RefSeq names its product prostaglandin E synthase 2-like. The coding region runs from base 3 to 1196 and encodes 397 amino acids. Gene Ontology annotation, cellular component: mitochondrion. Gene Ontology annotation, molecular function: prostaglandin-E synthase activity. The transcript has 6 exons. The record is from RefSeq and is a predicted model, not a curated record. Lineage: Eukaryota; Metazoa; Mollusca; Bivalvia; Ostreida; Ostreidae.
AUAUGACUGCGCUCAGGAGUUUGUCUCAAGGAGUUCUACGGAAUCGAGUGUCAUUUAAUAAUGCAUUUAAACAGUGCGAUAAUUUUAAUGGGAAACCAUUAAGAAAUAAACACUCUUUAUUUGAUAAGUAUUUUUCCACGAAUACAGGUUCAAGUUACAGAAGUAAAUGGAAAUUAUGGUCUUGCGUAAUCGGAACAGGGGUAUUGGGUUCGAUCUUUCUGUUUAAUAAACAGAAGUAUGUUUUGAAUGCAGAUUUUCCAGGACAGUCUAUACCUCCAACAAAACAGAUCCGUUUUGAUGAAGACAAAACAAACCUGAAGUUGACCUUGUUCCAGUUUGUUACAUGUCCUUUUUGCUGUAAGGUUCGAGCUAUGUUGAACUACAAUGGAAUCUCUCAUGACGUUGUUGAGGUUAACUCUAUAACAAGAAAAGAGAUCAAAUGGUCCAAGUACAAGAAAGUCCCGAUCAUCAUCAUAGAAGGAGUGGGAGAGGAUGGAUACCUGCAAGUGAACGACUCAUCUGUGAUAAUGAGUUUGCUAGAAAGCCACCUUUUUGACAAAUCCGUUCCCCUGGAGAAACUUUCUACAUACUUCCCAGUCAUAGAGAAAAAAACAGGAGGUCGAUUCUUCAGUCGUACAGUCCAGGAAUGCCCAAACAAGAACUUUGUGAUGUACCAAGAGCAUCUAUCAGACAAGAGAACUCCCGAGGAGAGAGCUGAUGAGAGAAAGAUGAGGAUUUGGGUGGACACAGUGUUUGUACAUUUGAUCUCCCCCAAUGUUUACCGUACCCCUAGGGAGGCCCUAGACACAUUUAACUGGUUCUCCACAGCCGGAGAUUGGGAAACCAAUUUUUCUAACUUCCAGAAAAAUACCAUUAUCUACAUAGGAGCCUUUGUAAUGUACCUUGUUGGAAAAAAGCUUAAAAGGAAACACAAUCUCCAGGAUGAUGUCCGUACGUCACUUUAUGAAGGCGGCGACACAUGGGUCAGGAAUCUGAAGGGGAGAAAAUUCAUGGGAGGGGAUCAUCCCGACUUAGCAGACUUGUCCAUGUAUGGAAUGUUAACAGCUAUGGAAGGAACGGAAGCAAUGAAGGACAUGUUGUCUCACACUAAAAUCAGGCCAUGGUUUGAGAGAACUAAGAAAGCUGUGAAUGAUCAUGAAGGAGCCCACCGCACCCGAGAUUUAAGUGUUCCAUAGGGACCUGGCAGGCAAUCAGAAAUGCCAUUGUUUUGUCAGCCAAUCAGAAAUAUCGUACCUUCCAUUAACAAGAUAUAUUUGACUUCUGAACUCCACUGUCUACUUAUUUAUAACAUUAUAUGUUAUUUAUGGAUUAAAAUGGACUCAAAGUGGUAAACAUAUUAUUUGAAGUGUUUUUAAACAGAAAAACAAUAUCCUGUGAUAACUGAGAAAAUUACCU